This is a messenger RNA of Sphaeramia orbicularis (orbiculate cardinalfish), 1834 nucleotides long. RefSeq names its product dynein regulatory complex subunit 3 (gene drc3). The coding region runs from base 240 to 1772 and encodes 510 amino acids. Gene Ontology annotation, cellular component: cilium. Gene Ontology annotation, molecular function: protein binding. The transcript is spliced from 12 exons. Lineage: Eukaryota; Metazoa; Chordata; Actinopteri; Kurtiformes; Apogonidae. The record is from RefSeq and is a predicted model, not a curated record.
UUAAAUAUUUAAAGGGUUAUUUUAUUGUUAGUUCUUUUUCAACAGAUUUACUUGAACGCAGCUUAAACCAACCUGUUGCUAUGUAACAGAGUGUAAACAUAUAAGAUAUGUUGGAAAGUGUGGGCAGUCAUUCCAACAGAACAGUUGUUGUUAAUAUUGUCUAACGGCCUAAUAUCUUCAAAUCAGUCAAUUCACACUAUCAAGCUGUAGAGAGAGUACAGUGUGGUCAGCUUUGUAAAAUGGAUUGGUCCAGUUUUAUAUUUAAGCCCUUUGUGAUGGAUAAGGAGUCUCUGCAGAAGGUAGUAUUAGAGCAAGGUCUUGGAGAUCAAGGUGAACGUAUUGCCAAAAUGGAAGGAAUCCAGUUCAGUGACGUCCAUGAACUAUCUCUGGGAUACAAAGACAUCCUGAAGAUCGACCACCUGUGGGAAUUUACAUCCUUAACCAAACUGGAGUUAAACUCCAACCUAAUAAAGAAGAUUGAGGGUCUGGACCGUCUCACUAAUCUCACAUGGCUUGAUCUGUCAUUUAACAAGAUCGAGAAAAUUGUGGGUCUGGAGACUCUGAAGAAUCUUGAAUUGCUGAAUUUAUCCAACAACAAAAUCUCUGUUAUUGAAAACAUGGACACACUUGAGAAACUUACUAUUUUCUCCAUUGCAGACAACCUUCUUGAAAAGUUGCAUGACGUGCUGUCUCUCAGGAGGUUCAAGAACCUGUUCAGUCUCAACAUAAGUGGAAAUCCCCUCUCUAAGGACGAAGAUUGCAAAUAUUUAAUUGCUGCAAACUUUCCAAAGUUGAAAUAUCUAAACUGCAGAUAUCUUGAUGAGAAAACUAAAAAGGAAGCAUCUGUCAAAUUCAACACAGAUGAGCUGCUGACACCACAAACUCCUAAGGCUUCAGAACAGACUGAAACUGAGCCACAGUUACACAAGGAUGCCUUUGUGGAGUUCUUGAAUGGGCCCCAUCUGUUUCAGCAAAUGCACAAGGAGGAUCCACAUACAGAUGAAUUACACUCCUUGCCAGAAAUAGCUUCUCUCCAUAGCACAUUUAAAAGCCAGAUCGUGCAGCUAUGUAUGCAGUUAUUUGAAAUAGGCUUGGAGGAGCAUAAGCACCGAGAAAAAGCAGUGAACUCCUUCGUCAGUAGUCGUGCGAACGCUGUGGCAGAGGGCCAGCAGAAAGCAUCACAAGUAUUGGCCAAGUUUGAACAGCAAUACAAUGAGAGCAUAGCAGAGAUGCAGGAGUUAUCAGACCCAGAGCCACUGACAGACAAGAUAAAUGUUUGCAUUGAUGAAAUUCAACAACUCCGCGAAAGCCUCCUGAUGCUGGAGUUUGAGCUUAUCAGUCAGAUGGAGGAUCUCAUCAAAAAACUGGACAACAGCAUCUCAGACAUGGUCGCCUCCUUCAGUGAAACUGCUCAAGGGAUAUUUGUACAGUGCCGAGAUCUGGAGAAUGAGUAUAAUGAGAAAGUGCGGAACGUUGCUGUAGCAACUCUUGAGAAAGUGGCAAAGGGCAAUGUGGAGGAGGACAUGCCUGAAGAUGUGCGAAUGCUGUUCAUGGACAAAGACAACGUGAUGGAUGUGCUGGCUACUUGUCACAAUAACCAUGUUCUGGCUAUCAGUGACAGAGAAACUCAUCUGAUCACACGUCUCAAUGACUGGAAAGAUGGCCUCAUUAAAGCGAGUCAAGCCAAAGCCCUUCAGCGGAAUCGUAUGGGCAUUUCAGACAUCAACAGUUAUGUGGACUAUUUGAUGGAACAGUUGAAUGAGUUGCAGUAACAAGUAUUUGAUUCUCUUCACUCUUGUACCUGUCUUGGAAAAAUAAAGCAUUUUGAAUGAUG